GCACCCGUGACCAUAUCUAGUGCCUGGUGAUCCUGCAAACCUACUGCGAAAAUGGCAACUUGUGUGCAACCUCAAAACUUUGAUUAUAGGAGUCGGCCUUUGAAAAAACGACCACUCAUUAUCGAGAAGGAAGAGUCGAAUGAUGACAAGCCCGAAGACUUAUCAAUGAAGAAACCCAGGCUAGGGCGACCAGGAAGCCCGUUUUUCACCCCUUGGCGUUCUCAAAACCAGCGCGACGAAGCUUCUACUUCAACUUCAACAUCAACUUCUACUUCAACUUCUACUUCAACUUCAACUUCAGCAUCAAUAUCAACAUCAACAUCUCCAAGAGUUAAACUUUCUCCCAGCUCUAAUUUGAUUCCAUCAAUUCGAGUGCUUUCUCCGAAACGUCGAAAAAAUUCAAGUCCGUUGGCUCAUGUUGCAAGCAACUUUGAAUAUCAUAAAUGGUUGCGUGACAGCGAAUUUACACCUCGUGAAUUUCCAGUAAAUUUAUCGUCAACUAAAAAUGUUGCUGAAUGUCGUGAAGUUCCUAAAGCAUGUAUCGAUUUUGUAUCCCUUCAAAUGAGUACCGUGAAGCAAGAAUGUUCCGAGCCAACUACCUCUUCCACCGCUCCUUUAUCUACAGUUGAGCAAAUUAAGCUUUCACCGAAGAUCACUAAAGAAAAUUCUGACUUGUUAACAAAUUCUGCACCCACGAUUACAGCGCCUGUUUCCGUACCGUCCGUCGAUUCUCCUUUGGCCAACUUUUUUUUCUUCGAACACUUCCAGAAUGCCGUAAAUAGCAGCAAAUUGUUUACACAUCCAAGCACAGUGCGGAAUAGGAUGCCCCAAACUAUUUAUCCAUUCCCAAUGUGGAACCAAAAUCUUAUGGCAGCACAAAUCCCUUCGACGUCAGAAACUAAUGGUCAACUUUCAUCACCGUGUUCCAUCACCUCUGACGACUCCGGAAUUGUCGCAGAGUCGCCAAGCGAUGACGAAAUUGAUAUUGAGGGAGAUUCAGAUAAUCCUCUCUGGGAGAAAGGGGUACAAUUUAUCUGUGAGAAUUGUGGCAAGAUUUACAGCACGUGCUCGGGUCUCAGUAAACACAAGGCAGAGAUGGUCUGUAGUAGCGCCGAUGACGCCCAAUCGUUGUUUAUGUGUCCAAAACAAGGAUGUGACAAGGCUUACGGUACUCCCGGGGCUCUCAAGAUGCACAUCCGGACGCACACGCUGCCCUGCAAGUGCCACAUUUGUGGCAAGUCGUUCUCGCGGCCGUGGCUGCUGCAGGGCCACAUCCGCACCCACACCGGAGAGAAGCCGUUCCAGUGCAGCGAAUGUUGCCGCAGUUUUGCGGACCGCAGCAACUUGAGGGCGCACCAGCAGACGCACGCCACAGUCAAGAAAUACGCCUGCCAGAUUUGCACCAAGACUUUCUCGCGCAUGUCGCUCCUCAACAAGCACAAGGAAAAUGCCUGUCGGAAGAUUUCAAUGCUGCGCUGCAGUCCGUCGUUUUCUAAAAUAAUGUGUGAGGCGGAAGAUAAAUUCCCUUCUUGAAAUCACCCUUCAAUUAUUAAGACAUAAUCUCCAUUGUUCAUCUUCAUGUCCUUUUAAAUUUUUUAUUUUUAAUGUUAUUGACUUGUACUUAAUUCUGUAAUAUUCUGUACUUUUGUACGUUUUAUGUUAUUAAUUCUAUUGCGUUAGUUGUUUUUAAAUUUGUUCAUGUUCUUCUCGCGAUGUCUGAUGGGCAAACUCUAGUAUUAUUUUCUUGGUUUCUCAUAUUGAGAAUUAGUUGAAAUUUUUACUUCUGGUCUGAAGAAAUGAAACGACAUGCAUUUCGAUAAGUUGCUCAGGAUGUGUAUUCAACACAAAAUUCUAUAACCAAAGCUUAAAUUAAAAUAAUAUAACAUUCUAGUCAUUUGUACAGUAAAUUUAUUAUACUAGAAACUAUUGUAUGCCUGUGAAUUCGCUCAUCGAUUUUAUAUUCAGAAAAAUCAUU
Messenger RNA from Hyalella azteca, 1975 nucleotides. RefSeq names its product oocyte zinc finger protein XlCOF8.4-like. Lineage: Eukaryota; Metazoa; Arthropoda; Malacostraca; Amphipoda; Hyalellidae. The transcript is spliced from 2 exons. The record is from RefSeq and is a predicted model, not a curated record. The coding region runs from base 52 to 1533 and encodes 493 amino acids. Gene Ontology annotation, biological process: regulation of DNA-templated transcription. Gene Ontology annotation, molecular function: DNA-binding transcription factor activity, RNA polymerase II-specific; RNA polymerase II cis-regulatory region sequence-specific DNA binding.